Molecule: messenger RNA, 1813 nt
Organism: Elaeis guineensis (African oil palm)
Lineage: Eukaryota; Viridiplantae; Streptophyta; Magnoliopsida; Arecales; Arecaceae
Product: peroxisome biogenesis protein 3-1
Biological process (GO): protein import into peroxisome membrane
Cellular component (GO): peroxisomal membrane
Molecular function (GO): protein-macromolecule adaptor activity
Source: RefSeq, a predicted model, not a curated record
GGACCCGGGGCUGGGGUUUCGAACGUAAGAAUUGUGGAGUCCCCCGUUUCCUGAACUUGUUAUCCUCGAAUCUUUCCCUUUCUACUCGCUAUCCGUAGCCGCCCAAAGCUUCGGAAUCGAGGGAAGAAUCCCCCCUUCUCUCCUCCUUCGAUCCCCACCUCUUCUAUCCUCCUAUCCCCUAAAACUCGUUUCUUUAGUGUGGGACGAAUUCCAUUCGAUUCCAGAGUUUUGCAGUCCGCUGGAUUUGUUUUGUUUGGUUUUCGACUAUGUUUACUGGACGUUUGGAUUUACCCAUGGUUUUCUUGGUUUCUUGAUAACAAGCCAUGCUUUCUUUAAGCAGGGAUUUUUGGAGUAGGCAUAGGAGGAAAGUGUUUGUUGCUCUUGGAGUAUUUGGAAGUGGUUAUGUCAUUUAUAAGAUCUAUGAUGAUCACAGAAGAAGAAUCUCUGAUCUGGACAAGAAGCUGGAAGGCGAGCGACAAGUUGAUGAACUCAUUAAGGCCCAAUUGCAGACGCACUUUGAAAACAUACAAAGAAUUUCAGAUACGACGACACUGCCAUACGCUAUGCAUUAUUUGCGGUCUCGGAUAUUGGAGGAGUUGGAUCUUUCUCAUUUGACUGAUAAACUAAUGCAAGGGAAGGGACAAUCCCAUGCUCUUACAUCUAAGGAGAAGCUCGAGCUGUGGGAAGGGCUUAAAAUUCUAAGUUUCACGAGAAUAGCUUCCUCGUUGUGGUCAAUGACAAUGCUUUACCUGUAUGUUAGGGCUCAGGUCAAUAUCUUAGGGAGGCAUCUAUACCUAGAAAUUGCUCGCGGUUCAGAAAGCUCUCAGUUACUGGAUGAAUCUGACUCAUUUAGCAGGCAUGGGCGGCAAGACUUUCUAGCAACUGCUGAUUAUCUUUCUGCCUAUGGCAUCCAUACAUUGAUUAUGAACAUGCAGAAUGCUGCUAUGGGAGUUCUAAAAGAAAAGCAGCUCGGUGAUCUUUUUAGCACGGUCCAACUGCAUGAAACAAUCAUACAGAUACUGGAGUCAUUCAUGAGCAUUGGUGGACCUAAUUACUGGAUAAGUUACUUGGUUCCCGAGAAUGCCAUUGCAUACAGGCAAAUGAUGGUCAUGUCUGCCAAAGGUUUUGAUGAUUCCUCUGUUCUUAUGGAUGUCGGCAAACUUGAGCAGCUAAUGUCAGAGACACGUAUGGUGCUAUCAAGCCCUGAUUUUGGAAAUACUGUGGAGAUAUCAUUGAAGAAGGUAGUUGAUUUGCUAGUGGACGAUAUUAGCAUGCAGCUUGAAGGGAUUUGUCCACCCUCUGGGGUUCCCUUGGCUAAGCUAUUGCCUCGAAUAACACAACUUAGCCUGCCACUGCUCGAGGAACCCAGUGACAACAAGUUCGUUCAGACCAUUGGAAGACUGCCAGAGGUUGAACUGUUUUACACCCUUCUCUAUGCAAACAUGCCCAUACCCCCUUGAGUUUCUUCAAAAGAAAUGUAACCAGUACACGUUGCCAUCUGUAGAAUCCUGGAUCAUCAUUUACAGAGCUUGGUUUUGUCUUGCAUGGGGUUGGUGGAUAUCCCAACAGUGAAGAAAAACAAAGGUAGCGAGGAGGUUGAUCACAAGCUUCUGUAUAUUAAACUAUGCAAUAGUUUAAUUCUUUUGGCUGUCUCUACCACUAUGGACUUGGAUGUUAAUUGUAACAUUGUAAAGGGUAUUUCUGAAUGCUCUCUAGUUUGCAUGCAUGAAUGCUUUCUGGAUCCUGAAUCUGUCUGAUUGUUCACUUUUAGAAAGCAGCAGACUCCUCCAAGAUAUAGGAGGUUCUCAGUGCA